Colletotrichum phormii is the source of this 606-nucleotide messenger RNA. RefSeq lists its product as uncharacterized. The coding region runs from base 149 to 484 and encodes 111 amino acids. The record is from RefSeq and is a predicted model, not a curated record. Lineage: Eukaryota; Fungi; Ascomycota; Sordariomycetes; Glomerellales; Glomerellaceae. The transcript has a single exon.
CAAGACUGGUCGGUUAGGAAGAACGGCUUGGACUAAUACUUCUCUACACCUACACGAUCCUUACUGUCAAAGACUUUCGUCCUAACGAGUCACAAGCACCAGCAUCCCACACAUCAUCCCACACAUCAUCCCCACAACAACCAUCAAAAUGCUCCCCUCCAUAACCCCCCUCCUCCUCCUCGCCGCCGCAGGAACCUCCCAAGCCAUCAACAUUUGCUGCUCCUCUUUCGCAGGCAACACCUGCACAAAAGACCAAUACAACAAGCACCGCCAAGACGUCAUCCUGAACCAAAUCAUAAACGUCGACGGCCGGAACUGCGUCCGCAAAGGCGCCGGUCCCGGCGCCUGGACCAGCAAGAAGGACUGGUCCGAGUGGUAUGAUUGCCAGCAGUGGACCGGUCCCGAGCAGCGCCAAAUCGAGGUCGGGGAGUGUACUCUCUUCUGCGUAACGCCCAGUGGUCUUCUGAACGGACCUUGUAUUUGAGCCUUGCUCUUGUUCGAGGUAACUUGUUGGACAAUAGAUCAAUCAUGCUGAAGGUUUUGAAAAGACGGAGAGGUGUCUUUGAACUCCCGACUUAUUUUGUACCUUGGAAGAUGCAGAAUAAC